UCAUUCUACCUGCAUUUUAAAGUCAGGUAACUGAAUGAAUAAGACAUUCAAAUACAGAUUAUACGGCGGUUCAGAAUUCUUACUGUUGGCAGCCAUGGCUUAUGACAGGUAUGUGUCUAUAUGUAAACCUCUGCAAUAUCCAACUAUCAUGAGAAAAACCACUGUCAGUAUUUUCUUGGUUUUGGCUUGGCUUGUGCCUGCUUGUCAAGUCGCAGGGUCAACUACAUUGAGUGCUAACAGAAAAAUCUGUAACUUUACAUUGAAAGGAAUCUUUUGUAACAAUUCAAUUUACAAACUUCACUGUGUGAGUUCAAGAGCGCUAUCUGCGUAUGGUGUGAUUAUUUUGUUGAAUAUUGUAUUUUUUCCAAUGCUCUACAUAUUUUUCACGUACACAAAGAUAUUCAUAAUAUCCUAUCGAAGUUGUAGAGAAGUCAGGACAAAAGCUGCACAGACCUGUUUACCCCACCUGUUGGUUCUAAUCAACUUUUCAUUGUUGUGUACAUAUGAUAUUAUUAUACUUAGACUGGAAUCAGAUAUUCCAAAAACUGCACAUUUAAUAAUGACUUUACAGGUGGUUUUGUAUCAUCCUCUCUUCAAUCCAAUCAUAUAUGGCCUAAAAAUGAAAGAAAUCUCUAAACAUCUAAAGAGGUUGUUCUGUAAAGUAAAUCAAGUAAAAUGAUCUGCUGUAUAAAUGCUGACAAAUAAUGUACAGUCAUUUAUUCUUAAUAAUGUGUUGUAGAGAUAUGAUUUGUAUGGUCCUUGAAAAGUAUUUUUAAUGUUUUGUUUUGAUAACUAACAUACAGUAAAGAGUCAGCUUCAUCAAUGUAAUGAUGGAUCAAUUUGACAGUUAUUCAAAAGUCUAUUUUAUUCUAUCAGGUAAUCAUAAGUUUCAUUACUCAUUUAUAAUUUUCCCUUCAAUUAGUCGUACCGAAACAGAACUUUGUUACUAAUAAUGAUUCCUAUGAGUAACAUUAUCUCUGGUUAUAUUAAUGAAGUUCAAAAUUGAAGAUGAGAACAUUUUAAAUAUUGAAAAGUCAACACUUUGAAGCUUUGAACACAUAUUUAUCUCGUAAUUUUUUUAUAUAUGGAAUUCAAACUAACAAAAUAUUUUUAGUAGCAAUGAUCUUGGUGCCCCCCACUGAUGUCUUAUAUUCAUUUAACUGCUUAUUCAUUCAGUGCGUUCAAUGUUAUGUUUGCACAAUGCUCGAGUCCACACAGCUCUGAUAAAAGAAUAAUUAAAUAUUCAACAUCUUGUGUCAGAAUGUGGUGGACUGGAAUACUGGACUGGGGUGAGAUCUGAUGACUAGGCAGAACUGGAACAAGUAGGAUCCAAAAAAAGUUUGAGUGACUUAUAAGACUUAUAUAAGCCGUCAUAACAUGACAUUUUUCUAAGUAAUCGAAUCAAAGUUUUGUCUAUGACACUGACAUUGUAAACUAGCUUUGUAAAAAGUAACAUUGUGUUGCACUAUUUUGAUCACAUGUUGUUAAAUAAGUUGCUUUCCAUGGGUUUUGAUCAUUCUGCUUACAGCCGGUUCAAAUACUGUAUAUCUUUCUGGUAGAGCUUAAACUGUUGUUGCCGAUUGCUUAAAAUCAAGUCCCCAACUUGUUAAGGGCCAAUAUUAGUUCCCCUGCUAUUCAUUCUAUCCAUAAAUAAUAUUUAUUUUCCAACUCAAUACUGAAAUGUGUCUCACAAACACGUCAUUAGCAGAUGGGAAAUGGAGAAAUAGUUUAUUUAACAUUAGGCAAGCUAAAAUGCCUACUGUUAAAGAGUACUUAUAAAGAGUACCGUCUAGACCUGCUGUAUAGGAAAAGUGCAAUGAGAUAACUUCUAUUAUGAAUUGGUGCUAUAUAAAUUAAAUUGAAUUAAAUGAAUGAUGUUCAAAUACUGCAAAUACUGAUAGCAGCACAAAUGUAUGUUGGUUCAGGAAUGGGUACCAAUUUAAGACCGGGCCUCUGUACCCAUCUUUACUCAAGUCUUACCAGUGGACUUUUUAAUUUUUAUAACUGUCUCAAUUUAAACAAAAAAGUACCAUGUACAGGAAAAUAUAAAAUUGUGUUUUUUGUUGAAACACAUUUAAUUACAAACAUCUUGGCUCACAUUUACUUAGCGUUAUCUUUUUCUGUAGGAUGAAAAGGCUACAGCUAUAUGUUUCCAUUUAUUUGUUAUAUUUAAAUUCCACAGAUGUCGAAAUUCAGUUUUAAAGUCCCUUCAGACCCAUAGUCCCACAGAGAGGAGUUUUCACUUAUGUUACCUAAUUACGACUGUGGGCAUGCCCAAACUGCAAGUUCAUAAUGGCCAUAAAGUGAAGAUAAACAUUUUAAAUGUUGAAAAGUCAAGACUUUUAUAUGUUUAAACUAUAUUUGUUAAUAUAUGGAAUUGAAACUAAUAAAAUAUUUUUGUUGCAAUUA
This is a messenger RNA of Siniperca chuatsi (mandarin fish), 2409 nucleotides long. Its product is annotated as olfactory receptor 52E8-like. The transcript has 2 exons. The record is from RefSeq and is a predicted model, not a curated record. Gene Ontology annotation, cellular component: membrane. Bases 35 to 679 code for a protein of 214 amino acids. Gene Ontology annotation, biological process: G protein-coupled receptor signaling pathway. Lineage: Eukaryota; Metazoa; Chordata; Actinopteri; Centrarchiformes; Sinipercidae. Gene Ontology annotation, molecular function: olfactory receptor activity; G protein-coupled receptor activity.